Messenger RNA from Lacerta agilis (Sand lizard), 2925 nucleotides. RefSeq names its product glucagon receptor (gene GCGR). Gene Ontology annotation, molecular function: peptide hormone binding; glucagon receptor activity. Lineage: Eukaryota; Metazoa; Chordata; Lepidosauria; Squamata; Lacertidae. Gene Ontology annotation, cellular component: plasma membrane. The coding region runs from base 268 to 1764 and encodes 498 amino acids. The transcript is spliced from 14 exons. Gene Ontology annotation, biological process: cell surface receptor signaling pathway; adenylate cyclase-activating G protein-coupled receptor signaling pathway. The record is from RefSeq and is a predicted model, not a curated record.
CUCCCCCCGAAGCCGGUCGCUGAGGCUGCAUUGAGCCGCGGCUCUGGCAAAAGUUUUGAGCGGAGCGCCAGCGCUCAGGAGCCGGCGCAGAGCGACCCCUUGGCGGGGAACUUCCUCGACCCUUUGCCCGGCUGCGAUGCGUCCGACGGGGAGCUCCGAGAACUGAAGCCAGCCAGGCAGGGCUCUGCUAAACCGGCCGCAGGACGUUCUGUGGGCAGCCAGCAGCUCUGGGAACAUCCCAAUGUGGCUUUGCAGCCCUGCAGAGGGAUGUCCCAGCCACGUCUUCUCAGUAUCCUGCUGGCACUGGUGGUGUGCCCUCAGGGACCCUCAGCCCAGAUCAUGGACUUCCUCUUUGAGAGCUGGAAGGCCUAUAGUGAAGAGUGCUACCACAACAUGAGCCUUCUGCCACCAUCCACUGAGCUGGUCUGCAACCGAACCUUUGACAAGUACUCGUGCUGGCCUGAUGCACAGCCCAACAGCACUGUCAAUGUUUCCUGCCCCUGGUACCUGCCCUGGUACGACCAAGUGAAGCACGGCUAUGUAUUCAAGAAGUGUGACCCAGAUGGACAAUGGGUGACCACCCCCGAAGGGAAGUCAUUGCGCGAUGCUCAUCAGUGUGUGAUGAACAACGAGACCAUCUUAGAGCAGGAGUUUUUUGCUAAGAUCUACGGGAGCUUCAAGGUGAUGUACACGGUUGGCUACUCGGUGUCACUCUGCACUUUGAUCCUUGCCUUGGCUGUGCUGCUGGGCUUCAGCAAGCUGCACUGCAUGCGCAACUACAUCCACAUGAACCUCUUCGCCUCCUUCAUCCUGAAGGGCAUCUCGGUGCUUAUCAUCGACAAGCUGCUCAACACUCACUUCAACCAGAAGAUUGACGACUACAGUGUGGGUCUUUGGCUGAGUGAUGAGGCAGCAGCCAGGUGCCGGGCAGCCACUGUGUUCAUGCAGUACGGCAUUGUGGCCAACUAUUGCUGGCUGCUGGUAGAGGGGCUCUACCUGCACAACUUGCUGGUGUUGGCCGUUUUCUCCGAGCGCAGCUACUUCAGCCUCUACCUCUGCAUCGGCUGGGGGGCCCCAGUACUCUUCAUUGUGCCAUGGAUAGUGGUGAAAUUUCUUUAUGAAAAUAUUCAAUGCUGGAGUACCAAUCAUAACAUGGGGUUCUGGUGGAUCCUGCGUUUCCCUGUGUUCCUGGCCAUCUUGAUCAACUUCUUCAUUUUCAUCCGUAUCAUUCAGAUAUUGGUCUCUAAGCUCCGUGCCCACCAGAUGCGCUACACAGACUACAAAUUCCGGCUGGCCAAGUCAACACUGACGCUCAUCCCGUUGCUGGGAAUCCACGAGGUGGUUUUCGCCUUUGUCACCGAUGAGCAUGCCCAGGGCACGCUGCGCUAUGUCAAGCUCUUCUUUGACCUCUUCCUCAGCUCCUUCCAGGGAAUGCUGGUGGCCAUUCUUUACUGCUUUGUGAAUAAGGAGGUGCAGUCAGAGCUCAUGAAGAAAUGGACGCGCUGGAAGCUUGGCUGGGACAUAGAAGAGGAAUACAAGCACACGUACAGCCACACACCCCAUGUCCGCAACGGGGGUACCAGAACUGGCGAGAAGCACAAGCUGGUUGGCAACUACCUCAAUGGGCUGGGCCGCAGCCAAGCAACCAUGCACACCAGCACACAGUACCUGGAGAGGACAGCAUGCAGUGCCAGUGAGAACUUGGCAGUGGCCGAGCAGCCCCAUUGCUACGAGUUCCCUGACACAGCCGAGAGCAACCUCUGAAGCCGGCUUACCCGUCUGCCCCUGGCAUAUCUGGGGCCUGUCUCACUCUUUGCCCCCUGAGGCGGCCGUCCUGCAGAGCAAGGAGGGCAGCUGGCAGCCCAGGAAGCUGUGGGACAUGUGACUGGAAAGUGUGCCCUCUGCCAAGCAGCUCGGCUCUGACUAGAUGGUGCGAAUUCCUUUUCCGUACUGGAGACAUGCGUACGAGAGACCCAGCAAGACGAGCUGCCUUGCCGGUCCGCAUGCCGAAUGCUCCGGGGCAUGAGAUCCAGGGGUGAGCAGAAUGAAAGGAAGGAGGGGGGACAGCCCAGCCACAGGGCAUCCUGACAGAGGUGACAAUGCCAAACAAGCUUUGUAGUGGGAGGAGAUUCUGUACCAUUGUUAGGAAACUUUGAAAGUCUGCACAUUUAUAAUUGUGCCAGAAUCAGCACUGAUCAGACUUCUUAAGAAUCUCAGAUUUCCUCUUUUCUAAAAAAACAAAAACCCAACAAAAACCAAGUUUCUAGUCCUCAUAAAUUACAGAGAACAAGCACUAUCUGCUAAAUGGUGAACACACACACACAAGGGUCUGUGCAAUUUUUUUUAAAUCAUCAUAGGGAAGGAUAUAUCUAGAGGCUAUCAUAUGUUUCUUUCAUUUCCCCCAAACAAAUUGUGCAGCAAAACAUGCAAAUGUAUGUAAUAAUUGUCCAAUGCGAAGUGUCCCGUUUGCAAAAGGUCAAAUUUAGUGGUUGCAGAACUUGGGCUCUCUGAGUACAAACUUUGCAGAUCCACUUUCGCACAUAUGAAAAUGUAUUCUCUGGAACAGAGACACCUUUGCCUUCUGGGCACAUGGGAUGGCAUACCACUUAAAGAGAUAUUUUGGGGCGGUGCAGAAAGCAUUGCCUGCGGAGUUUGGAAGGAAAACAGUACUACCAUUCAGUAUAUAUAUCUAUGUGGAAGUGACACGGCUCACUUGGGUCAUUGACUUUGUAUGUGGCUGUACCAUUGCAUCCGCACUGUGGGCAUGCUUGCGCCUUCUGUGCUGGGUGACUCUGUAAAUCUACUUGUGUGGGCAAUACAAGCUCUGAGGGCCACUUCUGUGUCUGCGUGUGUCUGCCUGUCAGUGCCAAUGUUCGGGUGAUUGAAGGACCCAAUAAAUUGUGCUAUAUGUCCUGGCAACUUAGA